Mesorhabditis belari is the source of this 240-nucleotide messenger RNA. Lineage: Eukaryota; Metazoa; Nematoda; Chromadorea; Rhabditida; Rhabditidae. The record is from the annotation of a GenBank genome assembly.
AUGUUUAUUGAUCAUGCCUAUGAUUUGUUCAAAGAUUUCGCCACGAUCGGCUUUGCGCUCAACAUCGUUUCCGAUUUUUGGACUCUCAACGAAGCUUAUGUUGGUCAUUUUCUCAAUUCAACAUUGAGGGGAAAAAUGUUUCGAAUGAUCAUCAAAUCGAGCAAUCUCGAUGCCAAAGAGAACCUCCUCUUUAAGGCUUCGUCAAGAAAAGAAAAAUCCACUCUAAAGAUCACGAAAUUU